GGGUUAGACGGCCCGGAGCCGGGAUACUCGUCCUUGCGUGUGGCUGGCGUUUUGGCCACCCUGAGGGUGUGAGGAGGGCUGGAGCUUCUCCCGGUGCCGACGGGACCAAGUUGAGCUGCAGCCGGGGCAGUAAUCGAAGGCCGGGCGCGGCAUGUCCCGCACGCCUCGGUGCGGACAGUGAAGCGCGCGGAGAGCAAGAUGGUUCGGCGCCGGGCGCCUGAGGUGUAUCGGGCCCCCUUCCCGUUGUACGCACUUCAAGUCGACCCCGGCGCGGGGCUGCUCAUCGCUGCCGGCGGAGGAGGCGCCGCCAAAACAGGCAUAAAGAAUGGCGUGCACUUUUUGCAGCUAGAGCAGAUUAAUGGUCGCCUGAGUGCCUCUUUGCUACACUCCCACGACACAGAGACACGGGCCACCAUGAACUUGGCACUGGCUGGUAAUAUCCUUGCCGCAGGGCAGGAUGCCCACUGUCAGCUCCUGCGCUUCCAGACUGAUCAACAGAAAGGCAAAAACAAGGCAGAGAAGGCAGGUUCCAAGGAGCAGGGGCCUCGACAGAGGAAAGGGACAGCCCCAGCAGAGAAGAAGUCUGGAGCUGAAACCCACCAAGAGGGGGUAGAACUCCAUGUAGAGAAUUUGCAGGCGGUGCAGACAGACUUCAGCCCUGAUCCGCUGCAGAAAGUUGUAUGCUUUAACCACGAUAAUACCCAGCUUGCCACUGGAGGGACGGAUGGCUAUAUUCGUGUCUGGAAGGUACCAAGCCUAGAGAAAGUUCUGGAGUUCAAAGCCCACGAAGGGGAGAUUGAGGACCUGGCUUUGGGUCCUGAUGGCAAGUUGGUAACUGUGGGCUGGGACCUUAAGGCCUCCGUGUGGCAGAAGGAUCAGCUGGUGACACAGCUGCACUGGCAAGAGAAUGGACCUACCUUUUCUAACACGCCUUACCGCUACCAGGCCUGCAGGUUUGGGCAAGUUCCCGACCAGCCUACCAAGCUGCGACUCUUCACGGUGCAGAUUCCCCACAAGCGUUUACGCCAGCCCCCACCUUGCUACCUCACAGCCUGGGAUGGCUCCACCUUCUUGCCACUUCGGACCAAGUCCUGUGGCCAUGAAGUCAUAUCCUGCCUUAGUGUCAGUGAAUCGGGCACCUUCCUAGGUCUGGGCACAGUCACUGGCUCUGUUGCCAUCUACAUAGCUUUCUCUCUCCAGCGCCUGUACUAUGUGAAGGAGGCUCAUGGCAUUGUGGUGACAGAUGUGGCCUUUCUACCUGAGAAGGGUCGUGGUCCAGAGCUCCUUGGACCUCAUGAAACUGCCCUGUUCUCUGUGGCUGUGGACAGUCGUUGCCAGCUUCAUCUACUGCCCUCACGGCGAAGUGUUCCUGUGUGGCUGCUGCUCUUGCUAUGUGUUGGGCUUAUUGUUACGACCAUCCUGCUGCUCCAGAGUGCCUUUCCAGGUUUUCUUUAGCCUCACUGCGCCCAGGAAUCAGGGACCUGGACACUGCCUCGGGCUAGACCAGAGUGGAAACCUGGACCCCACCUCUCACUCCAUGUCGGUCCACAGGGCAUGAGACUGAUGGGCACUGCUGUCCUUCCCUAUCAGUUUGGCUGUGGCCCUGUAUGACUCUGAGUCCUGGGAACCCUGUAUUCAUCAUCUGUGGACCCACCAGGACAAUGGUGUCUAAAGUCCAGGACACACCGCCUGCCUUCUUCCCUCUGCCUUCCUAGAGGCUCCAGAGUUGAGCUUGUCCUUCAGAAAUAGGUGGAGAUGCCCAAGAGCCGGGAGACACUGCUAUCCUUCAGUUUCCCCCGGCAUUUGCUGGGGCAAGCAUUGGCCUGGGACUUGCUGUUAGGGAAGGAAGGGGCCAAAGGAAGACCUAGGCAGUAACCUAAGGGUUCAGCUGGGUAGCGACCAGCCAGCCUGGAUGAAUAUACAGUAAGUUCCUGAGUGGUUUACCUAGUUUUGAGGAAAGGAGAAAUGAACCUCAUCCCACUUGGCAGGAAAAGAUGAUAUUUAAUAAAUGGGACAACUGAACUGAGA
Molecule: messenger RNA, 2028 nt
Organism: Manis pentadactyla (Chinese pangolin)
Lineage: Eukaryota; Metazoa; Chordata; Mammalia; Pholidota; Manidae
Gene: PREB
Product: prolactin regulatory element binding
Exons: 9
Coding region: 199-1455 (418 amino acids)
Biological process (GO): protein secretion
Cellular component (GO): endoplasmic reticulum membrane
Molecular function (GO): protein binding; GTPase activator activity; guanyl-nucleotide exchange factor activity
Source: RefSeq, a predicted model, not a curated record